CACUGGAUCAGAGGAUGCUGAUUGACCAGCCCGAUUCCCUCCAGCAAGGCUGUGCCAAAAGCUGUCGACCUUCCUUGGUUCCUUGGGCCUCCCGCAUCCUUGAUCUUGGAUAGAUCUUGGCUGGCUGCGGGGGCGAUUGAGUUUAACGCCUCCUAGACGGGACCUGGUCUAUACUUUUGUAUACUUGUGUCUUGGUCCUCCUCAUUCUUUCGAUAGCGUUUCAAACAAGCAACUACUUGAGCUAUAACGGCUUCAAGAUUCAACGAUAGCGAUGCGCCCUACGAACACUGCUCGCACCGAGCGCGUGUUUCCUCCGUUACUCAUACUGUUACUUGCUUUCUUUGCUCUAGACUUCUCUUCAAAAGCUUCUGCCUAUACCACGAAUCCAUUCUUUGUCCGGAACUCGAAUCCGAAACCUCGACCUGCUCGAUGGGGCCCUCCAGAGAAGAGAGAUGGCUCCAUACCUCUUGUCAUAAGCAAUAAUUGUGGAGAUACCAUUUGGCCAGGCAUUGGAACUCAAGCAGGCACCGGCGCUGGCACUGGUGGAUUUGAGUUAUCAUCUGGAGACAGCAAGGCCUUGACAGUGAGCCCAGAUUGGCAAGGCAGAGUUUGGGGAAGAACGAAUUGCAGUUUCAAUGUUGCAGGGACGGGAGCAAGUAACUUGAACGGCAACAAUGGUGCAGGUGCUGCUUGUUCAACGGGAGAUUGUGGUGGAGUUUUAAGCUGUGUCCUCACUGGCGCAACUCCUGUUACUCUGGCCGAAUUUGAUCUUGCGGGUGGUACUGGAGGCACUCAAACGUUCUACGAUAUCUCUCUCGUCGAUGGAUACAACAUCCCUUUAGGCAUAACCUACAUUCCUGGCGAUAGUGCUUCACUUCAGGAUAUUCCUCCAAACCUGACCAACCCCGCUUGCAUUGGAACAGCGGGCUGGCUCGCUGAUCCAUCUCCAUCUGGAGAGAAUGGCAACUCAACCAAUUCGACGUACCCAGUACCAUUCGAGAGCAAACAAACCAAUGCUAUGGUUGCUUCUUGGUGUCCUUGGGAUCUUCAAGUGACCCAGCCCACCAAACCAGGUGAUGGAGUCUAUCCAUAUCCAGAUGAUAACAUCCAACGUCCAAUCUUCGAUCCUUGCCUCUCUGCUUGUUCUAAGACCAAUUCACCUUCAGAUUGCUGCACGGGCGCUUAUGACGACUCGUCGAAAUGUUCACCAAAUCUCUACGCGACAUCCGCAAAAGCUGUCUGUCCAGACGCCUAUUCGUACGCUUUCGACGAUCAAACGUCGACCUUCAUCAUUCCCUCAGGCGGAGGGUGGGAAAUCACUUUUUGUCCCGAGGGAAGGAGUACGAAUAUCCUGGCGACGUUCAAACAGCAAUUAGAAGCGCUAAGUCAAGGAGGCGGGAAAGUCAGUAAAGAGAUCUUGGCUGAUUGUAUGAAUAUUACCAUUAUCAACGAAGGUUCUAAGAACGGUGGCGAGAGGACCAGAGGCGAACCAAAUAGAUUUGGUGGGAGUCUUGGGGCGUUGGUGGUGGUUGUUGCUUGGGCUGUGCUUUGGUAGAUUUGCAGGUUGGACAAGUGGAAGAAGAGCAGGCUCGAGGCAGGAGGCAGAUCUGUUAUGAUACCCACGUGAUGCGAGACGAUACCCCUAUUACAGUUCAAUUCAGUACAGUACCUAGACUUUACUUUAUGAGACGAAUGAAUCAUAUCAUGAC
This is a messenger RNA of Mollisia scopiformis, 1709 nucleotides long. Its product is annotated as Osmotin, thaumatin-like protein. The transcript is spliced from 2 exons. Lineage: Eukaryota; Fungi; Ascomycota; Leotiomycetes; Helotiales; Mollisiaceae. Bases 272 to 1555 code for a protein of 427 amino acids. Gene Ontology annotation, biological process: defense response. The record is from RefSeq and is a predicted model, not a curated record. Gene Ontology annotation, cellular component: extracellular region.